AGGAAAUAGGAGUAACAAAAUACUUCCAAAGAAAAAAACGUCAAACCCCGACAACUCCCGCCAUUUCCCCUCUCUAUCGACUAGCUUCCCACCACUCUUCCUCUCUCUAAAAAAGCACAUAAACAGACGCGCCACCCGCAAUCGUCCACCACUCCUCCAAUUGAUGCUCAGGCUCCGUCCAUGCGUCUCUAUACGCUCCAUUUACUCCACGCGCCACUCCAAGCUUCUCUCUCCUCUCAUUCCCUCUCUCUUCUUCUCUAAAUCCCCAUCAUUUCUAAAAACCCACACUCUCUCUCUAAACCCUAAUUCCACAAUGUCCUCCUCUCGCCCCUCCGCCUUCGAUGCUCUCAUGUCCAACGCACGUGCCGCCGCCUCCGCUAAGAAAAAAACCCAACCCCAACCCCAAUUAAAACCCAGCUCCCCCAAAAAACGCAAAACCCUAGACCAUCCUCAAAACCCUGAUAAAACCCUCAGUUCCGUACAAAAUCCCCAAACUGAUGAAUCUAAAAAGCUAAUUAACACUCCAGAUUCAUCGAAUGAGCCUAAAUCAGAACCAAAUUCUAGGUCUGAUAGCUUAUUAAAAGUCAAUGAAUCGAAUAAACUGAGAGUUGAGGAUAAAAAUACGGAGUUGAAGAGCAAGAUUGUGUUGUUAAAGAAGAAAGCUGGGGAUUUUAAGCCGGAGAUGGUGGCUAAUUGGGAGAAAGGAGAGAGGGUUCCGUUUAUAUUUGUUUCUUUGGCUUUUGAUUUGAUAGCGAACGAGACAGGGAGGAUUGUGAUUACUGAUAUUGUUUGUAAUAUGUUGAGGACUGUAAUGGAUACUACUCCGGAGGAUUUGGUGGCUGUGGUUUAUUUGUUAGCUAAUAAGGUUGCCCCUGCGCAUGAGGGAGUGGAACUUGGGAUUGGGGAAGCUUUGAUUAUUAAGGCGCUGGCGGAGGCGUGUGGGAGGAAAGAGAAGGAGGUUAAGAAGCAGUAUAAGGACUUGGGAGAUUUGGGCCUUGUUGCAAAAGCAAGUCGGUCAUCCCAAUCUAUGAUGCGCAAGCCUGAUCCAUUAACAAUUACUAAAGUUUUCAACACAUUUCAACAGAUUGCUAAGGAAUCCGGGAAGGAUAGUCAAGACAAGAAAAAGAACCAUAUCAAGGCACUUCUUGUUGCAGCCACAGACUGCGAGCCUCUGUAUCUAAUUCGUCUGCUUCAGACAAAGUUGAGAAUUGGAUUGGCAGAACAGACUCUUUUGGCUGCCCUGGGACAAGCUGCUGUAUAUACUGAAGAGCAUUCUACUCCUCCUCCACACAUUCAGUCUCCUUUAGAAGAGGCUGCAAAGAUUGUUAAACAAGUUUACUCUGUGCUUCCUGUCUAUGAUAAAAUAGUCCCUGCUCUUCUUAGUGAUGGCGUAUGGAAUCUUCCCAAGACAUGCAGCUUCACACCUGGUGUUCCAGUUGGACCUAUGCUGGCAAAACCAACCAAAGGGGUUUCUGAGAUAGUAACUAAAUUUCAGGAUAUGGAAUUCUCCUGUGAAUACAAGUAUGAUGGAGAACGUGCCCAGAUACAUUACUUGGAGAAUGGUUCGGUUGAGAUAUAUAGUCGAAAUUCUGAGCGAAAUACUGGAAAAUUUCCUGAUGUUGUUGCUGUAAUUUCCCGAUUAAAGAGGCCCUCAGCAAGCUCAUUUAUUCUGGAUUGUGAACUAGUUGCGUAUGAUAGAGAAAAAAAGAAAAUUCUCCCCUUUCAGAUCCUCAGCACCCGGGCCCGAAAAAAUGUGGUGAUGAGUGAUAUCAAGGUUAAUGUUUGCAUAUAUGCCUUCGACAUGUUGUAUCUUAAUGACCAACCACUUAUUCAGAAAGAACUGAAAGUUCGUAGAGAGCAUCUUUACAGUUCAUUCGAGGAAGAACCUGGAUUUUUUCAGUUUGCAACUGCAAUAACAUCAAAUGAUCUUGAAGAGAUACAAAAAUUCCUCGACACUGCUGUUGAUGCCAGUUGUGAGGGUUUAAUCAUCAAAACAAUGAAUAAGGAUGCUACAUAUGAACCUUCAAGGCGAUCACAUAACUGGCUGAAAUUGAAGAAAGAUUAUAUGGAAAGUAUUGGAGACUCACUAGAUCUAGUGCCUAUUGGUGCUUUCCAUGGUCGUGGAAAACGUACAGGUGUCUAUGGUGCUUUUCUCCUUGCUUGUUAUAAUAGCAACAACGAAGAAUUCCAGAGCAUAUGUAAAAUAGGCACUGGAUUUUCUGAACAAGUGCUUGAGGAACGUUCUGCUAGUCUCCGUUCACAAGUGAUUCCCAAACCAAAGUCAUACUAUAGAUUUGGAGAUACUAUUAAACCAGAUGUGUGGUUUGAACCCAAGGAGGUGUGGGAGGUGAAAGCAGCAGACUUGACUAUUAGCCCUGUUCAUCGUGCUGCAAUUGGUGAAGUUGAUCCUAACAAGGGAAUUUCACUAAGAUUUCCACGUCUUGUUCGAGUUCGAGAAGACAAGUCUCCAGAGCAAGCCUCAUCAUCAGAGCAGGUUGCUGAGAUGUAUAAUGCCCAAAAGCAUAAUCAUCAAAACAAUCAAGAUGACAAUGAUGAUGAUGAUUGAAGGAUAGGAUUCUGGUGUCAUUUCCAGACAAGUUUCCCUGUAAAGACCAGCAAUGUUGUGGCAAACCCUUACCAUUCCAUAACCCAUUGACUCCUUGUCUUUGAGCCUCCAUGCUCGAAGGACUGCUCAAUCAUAACUACCAGAUCCGUCCCCCUUUGCAUGCUGCACUCAAAAGCAGCCAGAGAUUACUUUAUUGUAGUUGUAUUUGGAGAAAAGAAAAUCAUGUGUACGCUAUUUGAAAUUUUGAUGAUGUACAGUUUGAAUUUAGUCAAUAAUAGUUUAUCAGAUAUGGCUGUUUUGAUUAUAAAAAAAAAAAAAGAGUAAUCUCAAGGCACGCAUCUGCAUAAUGUUAAGAAAUUAGUGUUAGUGGUUAGUAAUUUGUGAGAUGGAAUUUGUAUUAUCAUGAUCGAAUGAAUUAGUCAUCGCUAUAAAGAGUAAAUGCUCUGGUAAA
Molecule: messenger RNA, 3017 nt
Organism: Populus trichocarpa (black cottonwood)
Lineage: Eukaryota; Viridiplantae; Streptophyta; Magnoliopsida; Malpighiales; Salicaceae
Product: DNA ligase 1
Exons: 17
Coding region: 164-2566 (800 amino acids)
Biological process (GO): DNA recombination; DNA repair; DNA biosynthetic process
Cellular component (GO): mitochondrion; nucleus
Molecular function (GO): DNA ligase (ATP) activity; DNA binding; ATP binding
Source: RefSeq, a predicted model, not a curated record